Messenger RNA from Rhinolophus ferrumequinum (greater horseshoe bat), 1978 nucleotides. It is a transcript of the gene GMPR2, whose product is annotated as guanosine monophosphate reductase 2. The record is from RefSeq and is a predicted model, not a curated record. The transcript is spliced from 9 exons. Gene Ontology annotation, cellular component: GMP reductase complex. NCBI's taxonomy places the organism in Eukaryota, Metazoa, Chordata, Mammalia, Chiroptera, Rhinolophidae. The coding region runs from base 344 to 1564 and encodes 406 amino acids. Gene Ontology annotation, biological process: purine nucleotide biosynthetic process. Gene Ontology annotation, molecular function: IMP dehydrogenase activity; GMP reductase activity.
AGAGCCGGGUCUAAUGGAAAAAGAGGGGCGAAACGAACUACUACUCCCAUCAUGCCAGGGGCAGCUCCGCGCGUUCCACCCUGGGAGUUGUAGUCUUCUGCCCCUGGGAUCCAACGGCAACCUCAUUGUGUGAACUCUGUUAACCAGAAAGCCUCGCGCGACCACGGCCGGAGUUGGAAUUCCUCGGUUAAUCGUUCUCGCCGGCUAUUAGCGGAACCUGUUGGUGUGGCCCACAGGGCUUAGUGGGGCUGCACGAGGUUAGUUGCUUAGCAAGGGGAGCUUCGGUCAACUGCCACCUUGGCCACGGCGACAGGAAAUUGGUCGCUUCCCCUAGGCCCCCGUCAUGCCUCAUAUCGACAUCGACGUCAAACUGGACUUUAAGGAUGUCUUGUUGAGGCCCAAACGCAGUACCCUUAAGUCUCGAAGUGAGGUAGAUCUCACAAGAUCCUUUGCGUUUAGAAACUCAAAGCAGAUGUACACUGGGAUCCCCAUCAUUGCUGCCAAUAUGGAUACUGUUGGCACCUUUGAGAUGGCCAAGGUUCUCUGUAAGUUCUCCCUCUUCACUGCUGUCCAUAAACACUACAGCCUCGAGCAGUGGAAAGAGUUUGCCAGCCAGAAUCCUGACUGUCUUGAGCACUUGGCUGCCAGCUCAGGCACAGGUUCUUCUGACUUUGAGCAGCUGGAACAGAUCCUGGAAGCUAUUCCCCAGGUGAAAUACAUAUGCCUGGACGUGGCAAAUGGCUACUCUGAACACUUCGUUGAAUUUGUAAAGGAUGUGCGGAAGUGCUUCCCUAAACACACCAUCAUGGCAGGGAAUGUGGUAACAGGAGAGAUGGUGGAAGAGCUGAUCCUCUCUGGGGCUGACAUCAUCAAAGUGGGAAUUGGACCAGGCUCUGUGUGUACCACCCGGAAGAAAACUGGAGUGGGGUAUCCGCAGCUCAGUGCAGUGAUGGAGUGUGCAGAUGCUGCUCACGGCCUCAAAGGCCACAUCAUUUCAGUAAGGCCCAAGGGCAGGGGAUGCCAAACAUCUGGGCUUUCUGCCGUCCAUGGGAGCUUUGAUAGAGGUGGAUCAGGACUCCUAGGUUCCUGUCAGCUUGAGGUGGGCAGUUGGGACAUCGCUGAGAGGGCUUGGGAAAUCCAUGCUGUCCCGACAGUGCUCCUUACUUUGCAGGAUGGAGGCUGCAGCUGUCCUGGAGAUGUGGCCAAGGCAUUCGGGGCAGGGGCUGACUUCGUGAUGCUGGGUGGCAUGUUGGCUGGGCACAGUGAGUCAGGUGGUGAGCUCAUCGAGAGGGAUGGCAAGAAGUACAAGCUCUUCUAUGGAAUGAGUUCUGAGAUAGCCAUGAAGAAGUAUGCUGGGGGCGUGGCUGACUACAGGGCCUCAGAGGGUAAGACAGUACAGGUGCCCUUCAAAGGGGAUGUGGAACAUACCAUCCGAGACAUCCUUGGAGGCAUCCGCUCCACAUGUACCUACGUGGGAGCAGCUAAGCUGAAGGAGCUGAGCCGGAGAACUACCUUCAUUCGUGUCACCCAGCAGGUGAAUCCAAUCUUCAGUGACGUCAGCUAGGCCUAAGCAGUUCUGCCCUGCCAAGCCAAGGCACCAGCACCUUGCCACAGGGCCUCUCAAGCAGGCCCCUCUCCCAUCCCAACUACUAUUACUAUUGUUUGGUCAGUUCCUGUCGUCUGGCUCCUGAGAGCUCCUGCAGUAAUUCUGUACUUCCCUAUCUGCACACAAAAUGCCCAGGGCACUGACUGGGGAGGAAGCCAGGAAGGCAAGCUGAGAAAAUGAAGAUAAUCAAAUGAGAAUCUGGGGACCCAACUCUUGAGGAUUAGAAGAAAAAGAUACUGAUUCAUACUAAAUGUUUUACGAGUACAUGGCCGUGGUCUGGAAGAGGUAGGCUUUUAGAAUCGUGUUUUGUUAAUAAGUGUCAUUAAAUAGGAUGUUGAAUAUCUAAAAAGCUCAAGAAGUGUUACAUAUUUU